Molecule: messenger RNA, 2243 nt
Organism: Physella acuta
Lineage: Eukaryota; Metazoa; Mollusca; Gastropoda; Physidae
Product: endonuclease/exonuclease/phosphatase family domain-containing protein 1
Biological process (GO): DNA repair
Cellular component (GO): plasma membrane
Molecular function (GO): DNA binding
Source: RefSeq, a predicted model, not a curated record
UUUUUUUAAAGAGGUCCUGAUUCUAGGAUCUAGAUUUCUCGAAUAAUUGAUCUAGACUAGUCUAGAUCUCUUCUAGAGUCUAGAUCUACUUUUAAAUUGAAAAGCUUGUCAUCUACCAUUAGCAUUACACCCAUUAGUCAAGUACUGCUCUACUAAGAUUUUAAAAUGGGAGGAAUGAACAGCUGCUGCAUUCCGCAUCACAUAAACAAUGACGUGGACAUCAGCACAACAACAAGCACGCCGAAAAAGAAGGGUCAUAGCCGGAAUCUUAGCGAAACCUUUAACUUAUCAGUUAUUGAUGACCCUAACAGAAAAAUAGAGAACAGCCUGGUUAACAUCAACUCGGCCACUGAGGAGGAACUGAUGACUCUUCCUGGCAUAUCCAGAGCCACAGCCAGGAAUAUCAUUGACUACAGAAAUCAUAUUGGUGGAUUUAAAUGUAUCGAGGAUGUGGCUUUGGCUUCAGGGGUGGGAGCUGCAAAGUUGUCACAUAUUCGUGGUGACAUAUACGUUUCAUCAACAGCAGAUCCUGAACCGAAAUCUGUUAACGGAAAUACAACCUUACAGCAAAAUGGAACAACUGGGUCUAAGUUAAUUGUUAGUGUCAAUUCUGCAAAUGUUUUUUCGCUUAUAAAAGUCAAAGGAAUUGACAUGACAAUGGCUAAAAAUAUUGUAGCAUACAGAGAAAAACAUGGCCUGUUUAAGUCCAUUGAAGACCUCUUGAAAAUAAAAGGCAUUGCGCCAAACAAUUUGGAUGUAAUUCGGUCAUUUUUAACGCUUGAAGUCAAGCAGGAAACUUCCACAGCAGCUGAACCUGCGACUAAUGGUGUGACUAACAAAGCAGCAGUGAAAGAGAAAACAGAGGAUUACAUCAGAAGAUCUACAUCUUCAUUGGAGAAUUUGUUGGAAAUUUUAGGUCCUUUGGCCAAGGUGCCAGAUAGGCCUAGUGUUGAAGCGGUGGCAUUAAAACACAACAACAGAAAUGUUUUCAGGCUAUCUUCUUGGAAUUUAGAAAAAUUUUCAUCGGAGAAAGCAAGUAACCCUGGCGUGAAAGAUGUUGUGUGCAUGACAAUACUGGAAAAUGGGUUUGGUAUUUUAGCAGUUCAAGAAAUAGCUGACAAAAAGGCAUUAACUGAAAUUUGUAAAGAGCUUAAUUCACCCACUUUACCCAAUGUGAAGAAAUGGAAAGGCAGAAGAGGACAGUGGGACUGUGUUGUAUCAGAGGCAACUGGUCGCAUGCACCAGAGUAUGGAGUAUAAUGGAUUCCUUUAUGACAAGUCGCAAGGCAUUGAACUAAUUAAAUCUUGUCUUAUUGAAAAAUCUUUGGGCAAAAACAAGGUUUUCACUCGUUCACCUUUUGUUGGGAUAUUCAAGAUUAAAGGUAUUUUUGACUGUGUGGUGGUCAGUGUCCACCUGAAGGCUACAGGGCUGCAUGGAGAAGAUAUGGACAAAACUGAGAAGGAGGUGGGGAGCAUUGACGACAUGAUCACAGCCAUUAAGGAGAAGCUAAAAGGUGAGGAGGAUAUCAUAAUAGUUGGUGAUUUCAACCUAGGCCCUGAGGCUAAUGCCUAUGAAGAUCUACAGCAGCUGGACUAUGUCAACUGUAUCCCAGCUGACACCUUCACAAACAUCAGCAACAACAAAGCUUCAGGGAGCAAAAAUUAUGAUAACAUUUGGAUUAGUAAACAAACACAGAAGGUUUAUACAGGUGUGAGUGGUGUGGUCAGAGAGGGUCUGUCUAGUACCUGGAUACCCAACGGGUGGUCAUGGGGUGGUGUGGUUAGUGACCACUGUCCAGUAUAUACUCAGCUGUAUGCAGACAAAGACCUGGAUAAAGGAAAUCUGCCUAGCAAGGACGACGAACUUAAAAUAAAUGUUUCGGCCAUUUCAAAAUGAAAGGCACGACUUUUUUGUCGAACCAUGAAUUACCAAAAUAACAUGUUACAAAAUUUUGUUAUAAUAUUCUUAGCUUUAAGUAGGCACAUAAAAAGCAAUAUUUGAAGUGAUAUUGGCAAAGGAUUAUAUUAAGGUUAAUAUUUUUGUUGAAGGAUAUUCAGAACAAUGCAAUUAUUUUGUAUAUAAAUUUGCAAAUGUAGCACAACACUGGUGUGUUUUUAAUUGAAGGAAUACUAUAUACAGAAAGUAGAUUAUUUUGAAAACUCUGCAUGUGUAUAUAAUCUGAGAAUCCUAGUUAUAUAUAAUUAACCUUGCUAUUUAUUUAGCUUAUGUUUCAAUGAGCUUUA